Molecule: messenger RNA, 795 nt
Organism: Lasiosphaeria miniovina
Lineage: Eukaryota; Fungi; Ascomycota; Sordariomycetes; Sordariales; Lasiosphaeriaceae
Exons: 1
Coding region: 52-681 (209 amino acids)
Source: RefSeq, a predicted model, not a curated record
AACAGCAACAGCAACAGCAACAGCCCAGCCCAUGUUAACCCCACGCCGACAAUGACUACGCCGGCUGCGGGCUUUGUCCCUGGCCAGGCCGGCCAGCGGUACGCCCCAGUCCCACCGACGUCGACACAGACGUGGGGCGACUCUCCGCCGCCGCCGCAGCCAGGUGCGGUGCCGCGGCUACCCGCUGCAACGGCGACGGCGACAGCCCCGAUUCCCCCGCCUCCCCGGGCUGGCGAGGCUUUUCCCCAGCCGCCAGAGCCCACGGCAGCCGCCCGGCUACCCGGGGAGGCGUCAACAUCAUCAUCACCCUACCCACCAUACCCGCCACCCCCGCAAAUGGGGAUCCCCGCACCGACCGCGCCGUACGCGCAGCGGGGGACGGCCACAGCAACGGGUCCGGUGCGGACAAGCCCCCCCGCCUACCUGCCUGAGCCGCCAGCGACCGGGCCGCGAGAGGUUAGUCGGUUCACCCACCCUCCCGGCUACCAGCAAGACGUCAAUGCGUCGGAGCUGUCUGGUUAUCAACACCAGCAGCGCACCGCAGGACAAGGCCAGUCUGGUGGUGGUGAUGAUGACAAUAACGCGAGCGUCUGGAGCUCGGCUAUGAAGUGGGCAGGCGCGGCGGGCCAAAAGCUGUCGGCAGUAGAGAGCGAGGUAUGGCGGAAGAUUAACAAAGAAUAAGUAGUCAAUGUGUCAGGUAGAGGCUUAGGGGAGUGGAACUAAAUGGAAUAGCAAAACCAGCAAAUAAUUCAAAUGCAAACUAUCUACCCCAUAGCAGAAGAUAGUAGAAGCACG